Messenger RNA from Salvelinus namaycush (lake trout), 1017 nucleotides. Its product is annotated as forkhead box protein D1-like. Bases 1 to 1017 code for a protein of 338 amino acids. The transcript has a single exon. NCBI's taxonomy places the organism in Eukaryota, Metazoa, Chordata, Actinopteri, Salmoniformes, Salmonidae. The record is from RefSeq and is a predicted model, not a curated record. Gene Ontology annotation, molecular function: RNA polymerase II cis-regulatory region sequence-specific DNA binding; DNA-binding transcription factor activity, RNA polymerase II-specific. Gene Ontology annotation, biological process: regulation of transcription by RNA polymerase II; anatomical structure morphogenesis; cell differentiation.
AUGACUCUGAGCUCCGAGAUGUCGGAUGCCUCCAUCCUUUCGGAAGAGACAGACAUCGACGUGGUCGGCGAGGGGGAGGAUGGGGACAGCCAAACGCGCUCUUACGUAGACGAGGUGGCGCAGAUGCACGAUGACCUGCUGUCUGGCUCCCCGCCAUGCCUGGACAGCUCCUCGUCCCGGGAUCCUUACAAACCAGCCAGUAAGAACACCCUGGUGAAGCCCCCUUACUCCUACAUCGCCUUGAUCACUAUGUCAAUUCUUCAGAGCCCCAAGAAGCGGCUCACCCUCAGCGAAAUUUGCGAUUUCAUCAGCAACCGUUUCCCGUACUACCGGGAAAAGUUCCCGGCGUGGCAGAACUCGAUCCGACACAACUUGUCCCUGAAUGACUGUUUCGUCAAGAUACCGAGGGAACCGGGGAACCCCGGGAAGGGAAACUACUGGACCCUAGACCCGGAGUCCGCCGAUAUGUUCGAUAACGGCAGCUUUCUGAGACGACGGAAACGCUUUAAACGGCAGCAGCAGCAGGACUUUCUGCGGGAGCACAACAGUUUUAUCCCCGCCGCUGCGUACGGCUAUGGACCUUACGGCUGCGGCUACGGUAUCCAGCUGCAGUCCUACCACACACACUCUGCGAUUUUCGCGUUUCAGCAGCAACAGUCCAGGCAUUCACACACGGGGACCAUUAUUCCGGCACCGUCCUUAAUGCCCACCACUGACUUGGCCAGGAGCCGGUUCUAUCCCCAGCUCAGACCCAGCCUGGCUUCACCCAUACAGACUGCAGCCAAGUCCAGCUCGCCUGUCCAGCGCUCUCCCUUCUCCAUUGAGAGUAUCAUUGGUGGGUCGCUGAGCCCUGCGCACUCUCAAUGUGCCUCGCGGACUUCUCCUCUUGUUCCAAUGUUAUCGUCCUCCCUCGCGCCACAGUCGCCCAACCAGUCGCAGAGCGUGCACCCAGGAACUAUUUUACACACGGUCGAGAACUUUCCCAACAGAAUUGUGAACGGUACUAGUGGCUGUUAA